CAAUACGAUUUCGAGCUCGAGCUGGUGGAGAUCGGCCGAAUCGAAUUGGUAUACAUAUCCGCGUAUUCGGUCCAAAAAAUUCCGUAAUAAACAAGAUAUUUAAUAAUCCGAUUUUAGUCCCUCCGCGGGUUCCAGGUUGUGUGAAUUCCGAAUUCUAUUCGAGGAGGGCGAUCAAACCCUAGAAGAUCCGAUUCGUCGCCACCGAUUCACCGAUAGCUCUCAAAUCCAUGGCGUCGCGCAGGCGUAUGCUUCUGAAGGUCAUCAUCCUCGGGGACAGCGGGGUCGGGAAGACGUCUUUGAUGAACCAAUAUGUCAAUAAGAAGUUUAGUAAUCAGUAUAAAGCAACGAUUGGGGCGGAUUUCUUAACGAAGGAGAUUCAAUUCGAGGACAGGCUCUUCACAUUACAGAUAUGGGAUACGGCAGGCCAGGAAAGAUUUCAGAGCCUAGGAGUGGCUUUCUAUCGAGGUGCAGAUUGCUGUGUUCUUGUGUAUGAUGUUAAUGUCAUGAAGUCGUUUGAUAACCUGAACAAUUGGCGUGAGGAAUUUCUAAUUCAGGUAAUAAAUUUCUCUCAACCAUCGCUCAGAUGCAGGCAUCUGAGACUAAUUUGUAUCUGUUUACUAUCUUUUCAGGCCAGUCCAUCAGACCCUGAAAACUUUCCAUUUGUAGUGUUGGGAAACAAGAUAGAUAUCGAUGGUGGCAACAGUCGUGUGGUUUCAGAGAAAAAGGCAAGAGCAUGGUGUGCUUCAAAGGGUAACAUCCCCUACUUUGAGACAUCUGCAAAAGAAGGAUUCAACGUGGAGGCUGCUUUUCAGUGCAUAGCUAAGAAUGCUCUCAAGAAUGAGCCUGAAGAGGAAAUAUACCUACCUGACACUAUUGACGUGAGCAGUGGCGGCCGACAGCAAGGCUCGCCAUCAGGUUGUGAAUGCUAGAUGGACAUGAAAAAGCUCAAGUUUACUUCCAAAAUUCAUUAAGCAAAUUGAAAUUAUGAUAUGGAAAUUGACUCUCGUCUUCUGUAACUUAUUUGUCAUGUUCCAAAAGGUGUUAUUAUCAGUUGAUUAUAAGUGUCUUCUUCCAUCAUCUUGUUUUCUCAAGUUCAUUUGUUCCGGCUUACAAAAUUUGUGCCAUAUUACUACUGUUUCUGCUGUAUUUGUGGAGAACUAUGCACUUUGUUGAUUUGGAGGACUUUUCAUUUGCUCAA
Messenger RNA from Dendrobium catenatum, 1198 nucleotides. Its product is annotated as ras-related protein Rab7-like. Gene Ontology annotation, cellular component: vacuolar membrane. The record is from RefSeq and is a predicted model, not a curated record. The transcript is spliced from 6 exons. Bases 228 to 929 code for a protein of 233 amino acids. Gene Ontology annotation, molecular function: GTP binding; GTPase activity. NCBI's taxonomy places the organism in Eukaryota, Viridiplantae, Streptophyta, Magnoliopsida, Asparagales, Orchidaceae.